AUGGAAAAUUUUGGAAGCCACUUUUGCACGCUUUAUACAGUGCCUUACCAGGGGAGGACUCAGAGUCGAAAUCGGCUUUCCAAAUUGGACGAGCAAAAAAUUACACGAAACCUGUUGUAUGGCUCGACGGUGGUAAUCAUGCUAGAAAAUGGCCUGCAUUUCAUGUGGCGGUGUAUUUUAUUAAACAAUUCCAAGGUCCACAUUAGAGAAUUAUCUUGCAGCCAAAGAAAAACAAACACGUCAACAACUACCGCGUAA
Molecule: messenger RNA, 258 nt
Organism: Cylicocyclus nassatus
Lineage: Eukaryota; Metazoa; Nematoda; Chromadorea; Rhabditida; Strongylidae
Source: the annotation of a GenBank genome assembly